Messenger RNA from Glycine soja, 846 nucleotides. Its product is annotated as 17.9 kDa class II heat shock protein-like. The transcript has a single exon. Gene Ontology annotation, biological process: response to heat; response to salt stress; protein folding. Lineage: Eukaryota; Viridiplantae; Streptophyta; Magnoliopsida; Fabales; Fabaceae. The record is from RefSeq and is a predicted model, not a curated record. Bases 175 to 654 code for a protein of 159 amino acids.
GCACGCUAUUAGUUCUGUCCAGAAACUUCCAUUUCUUCCCGAAUUAUCUAUUUCCCCCAUAUAAAUAGUCACCCAACCCCUUUUGUCUGUCAAGAAACUUCAGCAAAACAAACAAACCAGAGUAAUAAAAAUCUUCAACUUUUAGCAGUUUUUUUUUUCUAUAUUGCAGAAGCCAUGGAUUUCAGGGUGAUGGGUUUGGAUUCUCCAUUGUUCCACACGCUGCAACACAUGAUGGACAUGUCAGAGGACGCUGCAGGGGACAACAAGACAUACAGUGCUCCGACACGGUCAUACGUUCGAGACGCCAAAGCAAUGGCUGCAACACCUGCGGAUGUGAAGGAAUAUCCCAACUCCUACGUAUUCGAGAUUGACAUGCCAGGGUUGAAAUCUGGGGACAUAAAGGUUCAGGUUGAAGACGACAACGUGCUUCUGAUUAGUGGGGAGAGAAAGAGGGAUGAAGAAAUAGAAGGGGUGAAGUAUCUGAGAAUGGAGAGAAGGAUUGGGAAGUUCAUGCGCAAGUUUGUGUUACCUGAGAAUGCCAACACUGAUGCAAUCUCUGCUGUGUGCCAAGAUGGGGUGCUUAGUGUCAUAGUGCAGAAAUUGCCUCCACCGGAACCUAAGAAACCUAAGACUAUUGAGGUUAAGGUUGCUUGAACAACUUGUAGAACGAAGUUAAAUAAACGUUUGUUUCCCUCUCUAGUAGAAGCAGGGGAAGUAAUGUUUUUUCUGAUUUGAAGGUUUUUCUGUUCUCAAAGCAAUGGUUUUAUGGUAUUGUGAUUUUGUGAUGUUGUAAUCAGAUGAUGCUAUAUCAGUUGUUUAGUAUUUGCUGAUCUUAGUUAUUUCUAA